AUGGCGGCGCUGGUGCUGGUCCUGUUGGCGACGCUGGGUGGGCUGGCCGUGAUGCCGGGCGGGCGGUGCGCAGCGCCUCUGGCCGAGCUGCGCUCUCAGAUCUCGGGCGUGGAGUCGCUGCUGGAGGAGUUUCGCCGGCAGCUGCAGCAGGAGGAGCCGGGACCGCCGGCGGUGGUGGCAACGGACGGCAGCUGGGAGCGCUGCGGCGGGAGCAGCAGCUUCUCCGCCAGGCCCGACUCUAUCAUCCGCACCAAGGACUCCAUCGCGGCCGGCGCCACCUUCCUACGGGCCCCCGGCGCUGUGGCGGGCUGGCGGCAGUGCCUGGACGCCUGCUGCGCCGAGCCGAGCUGCACGCUGGCCGUGGUGCAGGGGCCUGGCCGGCAGCGGGGAGCGGCUGAGCUGGGUUGCUACCUCUUCAACUGUACGCAUCGCGGCCGGCCCGUCUGCCGCUUCGCCCCGCACCGCGGAUACAGCACCUACAGCCGCCGGCCCGCCGGUCUCGCCCCGCUGCCCGCCGCGCCGCCGGAAGAAGAAAAUGACAAGCCUCCACAGUGCAAGGCAGGACAAGAUAUUGUGCUGCAGUCCCCUGUCGACUGGGCGCUUUUGGAUGGCCGAGAAAGUUCAGAUGACCAUGGAAUUGUCCAGUACGAGUGGACACUGCUGCAAGGUGACUCAUCGGUUGAAAUGAAGGUACCACAGCCAGGAACACUGAAACUGUCUCACAUUCAGGAAGGCAGGUAUAUUUUCCAGCUCACUGUGACAGACACUGCAGGUCAGCGAAGCUCUGACAACGUCUCUGUGACCGUUCUGCCCAUGGUUCAUUCUGCAGUAGCCUGUGUUGGGGUUUGCUCUCGCUACCAGUUCAUCUGUGAUGAUGGCUGCUGCAUUGACAUCACGUUUGCUUGCGAUGGCGUGAGACAGUGUCCUGAUGGAUCAGAUGAAACUUUCUGCCAGAACUUCAGCCCAGGUCGGAAGACAGUGACACAUGCAGCUCCUGGCAGUACCCAGCAAAGGACUGUAGGACUGACUGAAAACAUAGAUGAAAACUUCUCUGCAGAAAACACCCUGAAAGCCACUGCCAGAAAUCAGCCACUUCUCUCAGUGGAUGAAGACAUGACUAACCAAUCGUUUGCUCAGGGACCAAAGAAACAAAUCACUGGUUUUGUGCCAGAUAACAGUUCCUCAGGGAAAAGAACUGAUGAUAAAAAUGGGAAUGGCAUAAUUGUGCCAAAGAGAAAUCAGCUUGGAGGUGGUCAUCCAGUCCCAGAAACAGGUGCUGUGUUACCCUUAGCCUUAGGCUUGGCCAUCACUGCUUUACUGCUGCUUAUGGUUGCCUGCAGACUGCGUUUAGUGAGACAGAAGCUUAAAAAAGCUCGACCCAUUACAUCUGAAGAGUCUGAUUACCUCAUCAAUGGGAUGUAUCUCUAA
Messenger RNA from Indicator indicator, 1428 nucleotides. It is a transcript of the gene LRP11, whose product is annotated as LDL receptor related protein 11. Bases 1 to 1428 code for a protein of 475 amino acids. The record is from RefSeq and is a predicted model, not a curated record. The transcript is spliced from 7 exons. Gene Ontology annotation, molecular function: protein binding. Lineage: Eukaryota; Metazoa; Chordata; Aves; Piciformes; Indicatoridae.